Messenger RNA from Microdochium trichocladiopsis, 2013 nucleotides. Its product is annotated as major facilitator superfamily domain-containing protein. Lineage: Eukaryota; Fungi; Ascomycota; Sordariomycetes; Xylariales; Microdochiaceae. Gene Ontology annotation, molecular function: transmembrane transporter activity. The coding region runs from base 1 to 2013 and encodes 670 amino acids. Gene Ontology annotation, biological process: transmembrane transport. Gene Ontology annotation, cellular component: membrane. The record is from RefSeq and is a predicted model, not a curated record. The transcript is spliced from 3 exons.
AUGGCGAGCAGCAUCAUCCUUGCGAUCAAUAAGCUGCUCAAGUACUGGGAGCCCCUUGAUGUCGCAACCGACAUCAGCCAUGUGCGGAACAGACAGCGGCGAGAGGCACGAGUCCUGCAGAUCCUCGAGGGCAUCGGAUUCAGCUGGCGCAUUUACUUUGUGGCAUUCUUUGGUUUCUUGGCCUCUAGUUGGAGUCUGAUUGCCAUCAACAUCACAAUGCCAGCGCUGACCUUCGUCUAUAACUUUCACGACAAGCAAGACUUGAUUCUCGAUUGCGCAACUCUUUCAGGCACAGUACUAGGCAUGAUCCUCUUUGGCCAUCUCGCCGAUCGUGUCGGAAGAUCUGCCCUCUACGGCUUCGAGCUGUUGAUUGUGCUCUCUGCGGUCGGCGGAGCGGCCUUCACCAGCCAGGGCUACGCAGCCACUGGUCCAGACGGUCUUCACUCCAUGGAUAUGGAGGCGGCUUUGAUCUGGUGGCGCGUCGCUCUGGGCCUAGGUAUCGGCGCCGAGUAUCCCAUGUCAGCAGUCAUCGCUGCUGAGUUUACUUCCACAGCGUGGCGAGGCACAAUGCUUGCCGCCAUCUUUAUUGCCCAGCCUGUGGGUCGACUGCUGGCUUACAGUCUCAACAUUGGCAUCUUGUCCGGAUUCGCAAACAGCUAUCAGCAAGAUAUGUGGGCAACUCAUGAGGAAAUGUUGAGUUCCGAUCCGAGUCUUGCCAUGCCGAAACUCACUGUGGACAAAGUGUGGCGGCUUGUCAUUGGACUCGCCGGGGUCCCAGCCGUCUUCGCCGUCGCUUUGAGAAUCUUCAUCCCAGAAACACCACGCUUCUACUCUGCUGUGAAGCGAGACAUGCGCAAAGCUUACGAAGCUGCCAUCAGACUCGGAUCAGCAUCUCCUCGCCCAGAGGAUGCCGAAUCCUGUGGUUCCGAUGACCUGGACGAAUUGGACAACACUCAAGAGCCACAAACCUCAUGGGGUGCUGCAGCCAAUGCAUACUUCUUCGGCAAGUCACAAGGAUGGAAACCCUUGUUCGCCAUCACUCUACAGUGGCUGCUUCUUGAUGUAUGUUUCUAUGGCACCGGCCUGGAUUCACCAAGCACUCUGGCAGCGCUCUGGCUCGAUAAAGCACCGGGAGAGCAGCGGGCGGAAUGGAAUGUCGAUCCAGGGAACCCCGGCGCGGGGAUAUAUGACGUACUUUACUGGAACUCGAAACGAACGCUCUUGACGACAAGCACGUCUGCGAUAGCGGGGAGCAUCUGCGUGAUCCCUCUUGUCGGCUUCGUGUCUCGCAAAACGCUUUUCAUAGUGACAAGCGCGCUGCUAGCCGUCACGUUCGCUGCCACCGCCAUCUCCAUACAUUUUACGUACGCACAGGCACCCUCGCAUGUUGCAAGCAUCGUAUUCUAUGCCAUCACCCAGUUCCUCUUCAACAUAGGCCCGAACACACUAACUUUCAUCAUCGCGGUCGAGAUCUUCCCCACAGAGUUCCGAGGAACCAGCUACGGUAUUGCUGCUGCAGGCGGCAAGGUCGGCGCCAUCAUUAUCCGCCCCAUCGUACAGACCAUGGGUCCAAAGGACGGGUUUAGGCUGCCCGUUCUUCUGGGCGUGUUUGCCGUCAUCAUGGCUCUCAUGGCAGUGUUGGCCUGGAUCGAGCCGUACGGCGUUGGCUGGCCCGAGAUCCAGCGUGUAGAUCCAGGGCAGAACUGGUUCCGGCGCCUGAACAAUCUCAGCCUGGAAGAAAUCUCGCCCUGGCCUCCGAUUUUGGAAGACGACGAAGGUGAAGGCCAGCCGCAGGCUCCCGUGGAAGCGCUAAAAAUACACCAUGCAGAGGAAUUGGCUGACGAGCCAAAACGGUCAACAGAUGAGCACGCAGAUGGUGCUGCCGCGCCAAACAACCACCACCGCCACACGCCGAUCGCGGCUUCAUACUUGCGGCCCCAUGCCAAUGGGACACCUGCGACUUCGCAUUUCAAUGAUUCCGGCUAUGUGAUGGAAGAGAUAAGACACAGCUGA